Molecule: messenger RNA, 1328 nt
Organism: Coccidioides immitis RS
Lineage: Eukaryota; Fungi; Ascomycota; Eurotiomycetes; Onygenales; Onygenaceae
Product: mitochondrial carrier protein
Exons: 6
Coding region: 1-1092 (363 amino acids)
Biological process (GO): transport
Molecular function (GO): transmembrane transporter activity
Source: RefSeq, a predicted model, not a curated record
AUGAAUUUCCCACGAGACAACGCUGGUCAUGUAACCAAAACAAUCUCCGCCACUGCCCGACCAGCACAACCAUCUGCCAUGGCGUCAACUCUUUGGUGGACCGAUCCAACCAAGAGAAAUCGAUUCCUCAAAGAAUAUCGUACUCAGGUGGCUUCUGGGGCAUCUACAAUCAUCGCGACUCUAAUCUCGACUCCGUUGGAAAAUUUGAAGACUCGCAUGCAAACACAUGACUUCAAGGGCUAUGGACACUGUGCUCGCUACAUGUGGCGAACUGAAGGUCUUCGGGGAUACACUGCUGGCGCUCUGCCACCACUCGCGAGUGUCACCAUUGUGCGGGUGAUCAACUUUACCGUCUACCAGAAAGUGAAGCAUAUGGUUUCGGAUACUAUCGAGCAAGCUACUGGGACGUCACCUUUGGUGUAUUAUAAUACUCCGGGAAGUGUUCCAACAUUGGCAACUUUAACAACGUUUACGAUCGGAGGCAUGGCUGCAGGCCUCGCAGCAGCUCCUCUUGCUUGCCCAUUUGAACUAGCGAAAAACGUUGUGCAGACUUCGGUCCUCAUGGCCAACCGAGCCCAAGCUCAAGCUUCCGCUGGCAAGAUCCCGGACAAAUCUCCUUUGCGAGAUGUCAAGCGUCUCACGACCUCCGAGGCAAUCAAGCAGAUUAUUUCGCGUCAUGGUAUUCGUGGCCUCUACACCGGGGUUCAGUUGCAUGCGUUACGUGACACUAUCGGUACCGGAAUGUACUUUGCAAUAUACGAAACAACUAAACAGCUGAUCUCAACUUACCAAGGCGAUCAUGGAUCUCCGUUUGGGGCACCGAUGGUUGCUGGAGCUCUUUGUGGAGUCAUUCCCUGGAUCUGCACCUACGGUCUUGACACAAAAAAGACACGCGCACAAAGCAUCUUGCUUGGAAAAUCAAACGAGAUUAAUGAAGCAACAGUCGCCGCCGCGAGAUCGUCAACUUAUAGAGGCAUGACUGUCCUUCUCUUCCGUACAUCGGUGCAAAACAUGAUCCUUCUCUCAACAUUCGAGUACAUCAAGAUGAAAAUUAAUGAGCUCCCACUAUAUGACGAGAAACCUCAAGCUUGACUCUUAUUUUUAUUUUGGAGGGGAAAGCGCGCCGUUUUGGCUGAUUCAGACAACUUCUCUUCUCGGUUUCUGCGUCGAGACUUUUGAUACUUUUACCCUUAGGUAAAUCGUGCUUUGAAACUUUAGGGCUGCAGAAAGACACCAUUCCCAAGAAUUUUGUAAAUAGGCACUUGAUUCGCUAGAACUUCCAAUGAGCCCGUUCGAAACGUCGAAUCGAAUGUCAUAUGAUUUGAGAG